Molecule: messenger RNA, 2772 nt
Organism: Plasmodium knowlesi strain H
Lineage: Eukaryota; Apicomplexa; Aconoidasida; Haemosporida; Plasmodiidae
Product: heptatricopeptide repeat-containing protein, putative
Exons: 2
Coding region: 1-2772 (923 amino acids)
Source: RefSeq, a predicted model, not a curated record
AUGAGUGUAGCUUCCCUUUUUGUCAACCCAAUAAAGGGUAAACUACUGAACAGAGUGAAAAUGGACAAAGGCUACCUCCUGUACAGCACGGUGAGCAAACGGUUUGGAGAACUUCAUCAGCCAAGAACUAAAAACGAAAAGAAGGAUCACCUCGAAAUGAUUGACGAGGUAUUCUUUGACAUGGCCGACGCGAUGAGAGAAAAGAAGAAACUGGAAAUGGAAGAAUAUAGCAGCUUACAUAGAAACAUUUCCGAAAUUAUUUUGAACCAUAACACAUCUAAGAAGAACCAGGUUGUGAAGAACAUAAUGCGAUACUGCAUCGAGUUGAGCAGAAGUAGCAAAGUGGAUGGUCAAAGAAAUAAAAAAAAAAAAAAAAAAAAAAAAGGGGGAGACACGAACGAAGUACAAAUGAUCGAAGAAGAAGGAAUAGUCGUAGACGUACUAUUGGAAGAGGAAAAAAAAAAAGACGUCCUGAACAUCAUCAAGUGUAACAUAAAAGAGCACUCCAGUCAGUUCAAUUCAUGCGAAAUAGGAAUUAUUUUCAAGUGCCUCCUCAAAAUAAAAGUAAACGAUCCAUGCAUCGUAAAUACACUACUGCAAAAUUAUUUUAGGCGAAAUAUGAAGUUCUCCCAAUAUGGGUCUCUAUAUGUUCUUCAUGCCUUUGCCAAGUUAAAGUUAUUACCUGAGGAGGAAAAUAAAUUCAAACUGCUAUGCGCAGAUAUAGUGAAAAAAAUUAACAAUUUUGAGUUCAAAAAUUUAUGCUUGGUUUGUAACUACAUCUCUUCCUUGUAUAACUUUAACAAAUUUUACACCAGAAAUGUUGUGGAGCAGAUAUGCUCAUAUCUUAUUGGGGGGAAUUCCCACAACCAAGAUCCCCAUGAGGGAGGCCCAUGUGUAUACCCCGAUUCAGUGUGGUGUCCCGAUUCGAUUCAUUACGUGGCAAAUGCAUGUGCCAGAGUUAACCAUUUGAACAAGGAACUUUUUCAAUUUUUGAAGAAUAAAAUUGAAGAGAAAGCUGCACACUUUUCCAUAGACCAGCUUGUCUCCCUAACCAAUGCGUACAGUAAAUUCAAAAGUGCAGAAGAAGCAAAUUUCCUAACAUUAUACAUACGCAUAGCAGAAGAAUUAAUAAAUAAAUCUUAUUUGCUCAAACCAAGACAUUUAAGCGUUUUAGCCAACUCGUUCAAUAAUGCAUGUGUGCUACAUGAGGAACUGUUCCACAUCAUUACUGAAAAUAGUUUACUUCUUCUAAGUUCUUUUGAACCAAAACAGAUCGUAAUGAUUAUCCAUGCGUACGUAAAUAUCGGUUUAUCAAACAAUGCACUUUUGGAGUCCAUCUGGAAUACUGCCGUGGUAUUUAUUCACGAGUACACCUUGCAGGAGUUGUCCAUGUUGCUCCAGGCAUAUACGAAGAGUUCCCAACACCGACAGGAUUUCUUCCACCAACUGAGCCGAAAAAUUUAUUCGCUCAUUACCACGUCUUAUCCAUUUCUGGAACAAAAUGAAACUACCAAUUCGGUAACAUACACUGAUCAAAAGUACGUAGAAAUGAUCCAAAAGACUAAGGUGGUAGAAAAUUUAACUCCAGAAAGGGUUACAUCAGAAAAACUAUUCUCCAUUCUAUACCUCUUGAUUAAUCACCAGUAUUAUUGUACAUAUGUGGAUAACCUCUCAACCGAGUCAGACGCCAAGCAGAAUUACCGUCUCCAUUCCAGGGAGCAAAUCCAAAUUGGCAGUCCCUCAAAAGGACCAACAACAAGUAACGAUUUAAAUUCAAAUAAACAUUUUAACAACUAUAAUGAACAUACAUUGAAUGAAAAAAAGGACGAGCCAUACGAUUUUCUGAUUAGAAAGGUGGGGAUGAUGGAAGAACCUCCUCAUGCUAAUCAUUGUAGUGAGAAUUACAAUGGGGCGUCUCCUUCGACAACAACCUUGUCUGGUAAAACGAAACCACAGAAAGGUGACGAUCCAAGUGAGGAACAUUCUCCCCACGAAAACAGCCCCUCGUGCGAUGUACCAAAAAUGUACUAUAACAGCUCAAAUAGCCAUUCAUUGGACAUAAGCAAAAUGGAACAACUGCUAAUAACCCAUCUUAAUAAAGACAUAAAUCCCACCUUGAUAUGCUCAAUAAUCUAUUCCUUAAUUAAAGGCAACUGCAUGCUCCAAUACGACUUGCUCAUAUGCCUAUCCAAAUUAGCACUCAUCUUUCUCAAGCAGUUUAAAAUUUCAGAGCUAGCAAAUGUGUGCUCUGCUCUCUCAGAGGCCUAUGUGCGUGCAUCCGAUGAAAAUAAUAGGCAAAAUGAACUGAUAGCGAAAUGGCAAAAUAGGAAAGAUCCAGAGGAAAUGGCUGAUGAGGAGGGAGCUCCUUCAUCCGAAACUGCCUCAUCAUAUAAUGUGGGGAUAUCGAAUAGGAAAAACAAAAGUGAGAAGAGUCUACCAGCCUACGAUGAACAACUAUACAAUUUAUCCAAACAAUAUUUAACCAUGUGCACCCUCUUUUUCGAUAACGUACAAUCCUAUUUGGGAGGGAAAAAAAAAUCAUUUACUGAUGUGCACAGUACGUACAAAUUGAUAACUGCCUUUGGAGGCCUCCGCAUGAGCAAGUACUCCUCCAUCUCCUUACAUUUAUUUAGUCUCUCUCUCCUAGAGAUUAAGCACUUGUCCUAUUUGCCCCUCCAGAAAAUGGCAAAUGCGUUCAUGCAAAUGAACGUCUAUAAUGAAGACGUCUAUGCAUUUAUAAACAAAAUACAAAAAACGAAAAAGAACAAGUGA